AUCACACUGUUAUACUCUUGAAGAUUCAACUGCAGCCCCAAAGAGUACGCAAAUUUGAAAUUCCUAAACCAUACGGUCCACUAAUCCGACACUCCGAACCUUCCAAAUUGAACGCCAAAUCAAGCGACAAAUUUUCUUCCUUUCCCAUCCUUCGGCGCCGGUGCAAAAUAAAUCUCUAUAUCCUUUUGCAUAACUUCUUUUGAAUAAACCCAUAAGAAAAGUUCGUAUCUUUACCAAUUAACGGACUAUUUGUAAGAAGAAUGAACCUGAUUGAAGAUGGUGUAAUUGUUUUAGGUGGCGGAUUCUGAAUAUUAUAUUGGGAGAUCGAUAUGAUUCAAUCUUAUUUUCCGGCAAUCUUUAGAGAAUGCUCGUGGUCGAUACCAUACCCUCCUGAGCUUAUUAGUCUCUGAACUUUUCUUUCACGCUCAGUUUUCGCCAUGUCUAGAUUUCUGACAAUUGGUAAUAUUAGGAGAGUUGGACAAUUUUUGCGCAAAAAUCAGAUUAGCAACAAUGCUGAAUGGUCAAACUAUGAAGCACUUGUUGGACCAGGGUUAUGUUCUCGUCAAUACAAAUUGUAUUCGCAAUAUAUUAGUCCUAGCAGGAGACUUCCUGGAUUUGCUAUUCAUGGAACCAGAAAUGGUAACUGCAAUAGCUACUUCAAGCAUUUUUCUUCCUCACCUGCAAGUAAUACUUUAGCACAUCAUACCCAAGUUACGUGGAAGAGGUUGUUACAUUGGGCGUUACAAAGUGGGAGAUCUUUGUUGCCCAUAAGUAGGAUUGCACAAGCUGUUAGCUUGGCGCUUUGCCGUUCUUAUGGUGUCAUUCCUGGUAUAUUUGCCUUAACCUGUGGAAGCAAUGUUGCUUGGGCGCAAGCGGUGUCAGACAUAGAUAUCUUCCAGCCGAGGAAUUAUUUGUACGCGAGUGCUCAGGAUGGGCAUGUUUUCUUGACCUCAUUGAUUCUUUCAAUGUUGGAAGGGAUUUCUUUGUUGCUGAGAGCAUUAUAUUUGGCUGUUCUAUUCGCACCCACCAUUGCAAUGGCUCCAUUUGCAGAAUCUUUUGGACCUGAGUUUAGGAAAUUGUGGCUCCGGGCUGUUCAUCAGACACUAGAGAGAGCAGGUCCAGCAUUUAUAAAGUGGGGCCAGUGGGCAGCCACACGGCCAGAUCUCUUUCCUAGAGACUUGUGCAUUGAACUUGCGAAACUUCAAACAAAAGCACCAGAACAUAGCUUUGACUACACUAAAAAAACUAUUGAAAGAGCCUUCGGUCAUAAAAUUUCAGAAAUUUUUGACGACUUUGAGGAGGAACCUGUGGCAUCUGGGAGCAUCGCUCAAGUGCAUCGAGCUUCUUUGCGGUCUCGAUACCAUGGCUGUCAGAUCAAACCUAUGCUUGUUGCGGUGAAGGUGAGACAUCCAGGUGUUGGCGAGUCAAUAAAAAGGGAUUUUGAGAUAAUUAAUAUUGUAGCACAAAUUUCAAAUUGCAUUCCUACACUGAAAUGGUUAAGAUUGGAUGAAAGUGUCCAGCAGUUUUCGGUUUUUAUGAUGUCUCAAGUUGAUCUUGCACGAGAAGCUGCCCAUUUGAGCCGCUUCAUAUAUAAUUUUCGCAGAUCGAAGAACGUUUCUUUCCCAAAACCUGUAUACCCACUAGUACAUCCCGCCGUGUUGGUAGAAACUUUCGAGCAUGGUGAAAGCGUUUCUCAUUAUGUUGAUGAACUCCAUGGAAAUGAACAAAUCAAAAGUGCUCUUGCACACAUUGGAACCAAUGCACUGCUGAAGAUGCUCCUGGUAGACAAUUUUAUUCAUGCUGACAUGCAUCCUGGAAAUAUCCUUGUUCGUGGAUCCCAGAGCAUGCCUUCUCAUAAGCGGCUCUUCAAAUCGAAGCCUCAGGUCGUAUUCCUUGAUGUAGGCAUGAUUGCUGAACUUUCUAAGAAUGAUAGGAUGAAUUUAGUAGAAUUCUUUAAGGCUGUUGCUUGUAGAGAUGGCCAAACUGCAGCAGAGUGCACACUAAAAUUGUCAAAGAAACAGAGCUGCCCAAAGCCAGAGGCCUUCAUUCAGGAAGUGAAAGAGUCAUUUGAUUUUUGGGGGACUGCAGAAGGUGAUUUCGUCCAUCCUGCUGAGUGCGUGCAGCAAUUGCUUGAGCAAGUUAGGCAUCAUAAAGUAAACAUUGAUGGCAAUGUUUGCACAGUGAUGGUGACAGUUCUGGUUCUUGAGGGUUGGCAGCGGAAGCUUGAUCCAGAUUACGACGUAAUGCAUACUCUAAAAUCACUUCUCUUUAAAGCUGACUGGACAGAGUCGCUUUCGUAUACGAUUGAACGACUCAUGGCCCCGUGAAGAAGAGCCUGCAUAACAUUUUUGCCUGUCUAGAACACAUCAAAAUAUACAUAGUUCAGUGGAAUUUAUAAUUUGUUGCAAGAUUUUUGUUUUUGCUUCACAACCGUUGCCUUGUUACAAUUUUGUACGGGAAUCGUUUAUGUUUCUAGUAUUUUUGUAUGUUUAGAGAACUGAUUCACAACGCAUGAUGCAGACACUGUAAAAGCCUAUGCUGCUGCGACUUUUUAAGAGAAUAUCCUUAAUAGAAUUGAUCAAUUUGUUUCUAA
Messenger RNA from Olea europaea var. sylvestris, 2593 nucleotides. RefSeq names its product probable serine/threonine-protein kinase abkC. The transcript has 5 exons. The record is from RefSeq and is a predicted model, not a curated record. NCBI's taxonomy places the organism in Eukaryota, Viridiplantae, Streptophyta, Magnoliopsida, Lamiales, Oleaceae. The coding region runs from base 438 to 2327 and encodes 629 amino acids.